This is a messenger RNA of Saxophila tyrrhenica, 342 nucleotides long. RefSeq lists its product as uncharacterized. Lineage: Eukaryota; Fungi; Ascomycota; Dothideomycetes; Mycosphaerellales; Extremaceae. Gene Ontology annotation, cellular component: mitochondrial outer membrane. The record is from RefSeq and is a predicted model, not a curated record. Gene Ontology annotation, biological process: protein insertion into mitochondrial outer membrane; mitochondrial outer membrane translocase complex assembly. The transcript is spliced from 2 exons. Bases 1 to 342 code for a protein of 113 amino acids.
AUGUCCAACCCCUCGUCCUCCUACGCCACCCUUCCGCCCACCACUCCUCCCGAAGAAGUCGACUCCCUACCCUCCUCCUCCGCCGGCUCAUCGACCUCCGCCUCCCCUAGCGAAGAUGAGGAAAUGUCGGACGCUGAGCGGGAAUGGCGGGAGAGUCUACAACAACUUGAAUUACUAUUGACAAUGGUGUUGGUGCCGUAUUUGGGAAAGUACUUUGGACGGAAGUGCGCUUAUUGGGGGUGGGCGAAAUUCAUGGAGUGGAAGUACCCCGUCAGCAUCGAGGUGACAAGUCCAGGAGCAUUCAAGGGCGCGGGUGCCGUUGAGGCUGCGGCAUCACUGUGA